Molecule: messenger RNA, 733 nt
Organism: Daphnia pulicaria
Lineage: Eukaryota; Metazoa; Arthropoda; Branchiopoda; Diplostraca; Daphniidae
Product: translation machinery-associated protein 16-like
Exons: 3
Coding region: 116-691 (191 amino acids)
Cellular component (GO): nucleus
Source: RefSeq, a predicted model, not a curated record
UGGGUGGUUCUAACAAAAGCUUUCUCGCUGCGCAGUUUAGUAGUUGUGUCGUCUGCUUAGUUUUUUGGUUUGGGAACUGUGCACGUGCACGUGACGAAAAUAUAAUCUGUCAAUCAUGCCCAAAGUCAAGACAAAGUUUGGUCAAGAGAACAAACUGAUUCAUCCCAACAGUAGGAAAGCUGACCAGAUUUCAAGGGAAUGGCAUCGUGAUGUGCGAGUCAAACACAACAAAAAGGCUAUGGCGCAAAAGAUGACGGCGUUGGGAGAAAAAAUCGCCUGGUUUCGCGACCAACUUGAUCCAGAAGUGAAAAUCUACACUCCUGGAUUGACUGCAGAUCUGGUUGAACAAUACCUGGGUAGGUUCGACGAGGAACUUGAACAAAUUCACUUGAAAAAUCAAAUUGGACAAAGAAGUUCAAGACAGCAUGCCAGCAGGGAAGAUGCUAUUGAGCACUCACAAAAGUUGGAGAGAGACGAGUACGAAGGAUGUGGGAUUGAAAUACCUGAUCUGUCGUGCCCCAAAAAUUUGGAGUAUUUACGAAGCUGGGCUGGUGUGCUUCGUUUCAUUCCAAACAUCACCAUCAAAAGAUUCAGGAAACCAGUUCAGACUAAAGCUGAUCCUUGUCAUGAAAAUGGAGAUGAAAUGGAAGAAAAUGAAACAGAUGAUGCAAAUGCUAAAGAUAUGGAAUGAUUUCAAUACAAACAGUAAGCCAGUCCUGUACUGUGAAUUAAA